AUGUUCAUUAGCGUACCGUCUCUCAUUGACCCGGUUUCCUCCAGCAAUGAGUGGCCAGUUCUAGCUAAGCCGUUGGAUGCCGUUGGUGAUUUCAUCUUAGAUACUCAUUUCAUGGGCAUUACACCCCUGAAUGAUUAUGAGCCUUCGAAACAUACGUUUGAUUGUAUCGCAAUUUCUGGCUUAGCUAGCCACCCUUUCGGGUCCUGGCAACCAAAAGAAGGUAACAAGACGUUCAUGUGGAUCCGCGAUGAGCUGCCAGAUGCUUUACCAGGCGCUAGAGCUCUCAUUUACGGUUAUGACACGAAACUGCACGACAGUCAAUCAUUUCAACUUAUCCCGGACCUUGCAAUAGCGUUCGUCAAUCAACUUGAGACCCUUGGUGGACUUGUCCUUAAGGAGGCUUUAGUUCGACUCGCUUCGAAUAACGCAUACAAGAGACUUCUUAGCAACAUCAAAGGCGCGGUCUUCUUCGGCGUUCCCAGCCUAGGGAUGGAACAACAGCAUUUCCAUACGGUUGUUGGCAAUAAUCCUAACCAGAACCUAGUCGACGACCUUGCUCGCGGGUCUAACUAUCUCAAUCAGCUCCACAAGCAUUUCGAGGAUAGCUACAUCACGGAUACAAUACAGUGCUUUUGGGCGUAUGAGACGUUACAGUCCCCCACAAUCCGAUCGAAUCCGUCUGUCACAUUCCCAAUAAAUUCAACGCACUCCGACAUGGUGAAAUUCACUCGAGGAUCGCCUCUCUCCGACGUUGUCAUCUCGAAACUGUCGAGCAUCCUCUCAUCCCCUAAGGAUGAAGGCUGUGUCUAUGGCCGCUCAACGGGUUGUGAUCAACUUCCAAGGAUUGCGUCCACGCCACCAACACCGGCAUAUCAGGAUACCAUCAGGGACACAUUCAAGGGCAUCACGGAAAUUGAGGAAGCCGAUUUCAAGACGAUGAGCCUUGACGAACUCCAUAAAUUUCUCCGGAGUAUGCAAGGGGAGCAGGAGCAGAGCAACGAAGGCUUGCAAAACAUGAACAGACUGGACUCUUUUCUGACCUCCGUAACGCAGUAUACUAUGGUCACUGGGGACUUCUUAGUAUUCUCGGACUUUGAGUAUUUCAUCUGGGGCCCGGUAAAAUACGUUCUUAGACCUCAGCGCUGCCAGACGCAUACAACUCAAUUCUAG
Messenger RNA from Penicillium verrucosum, 1170 nucleotides. RefSeq lists its product as uncharacterized. The transcript is spliced from 7 exons. Lineage: Eukaryota; Fungi; Ascomycota; Eurotiomycetes; Eurotiales; Aspergillaceae. The record is from RefSeq and is a predicted model, not a curated record. The coding region runs from base 1 to 1170 and encodes 389 amino acids.